Equus quagga is the source of this 1214-nucleotide messenger RNA. RefSeq names its product translocase of inner mitochondrial membrane 50 (gene TIMM50). Bases 23 to 1111 code for a protein of 362 amino acids. The record is from RefSeq and is a predicted model, not a curated record. Gene Ontology annotation, molecular function: phosphoprotein phosphatase activity. The transcript has 11 exons. Lineage: Eukaryota; Metazoa; Chordata; Mammalia; Perissodactyla; Equidae.
GGCCGCGUGGCGUCAGCGCAAGAUGGCGGCCUCGGCGGCGCUGCUCCUGCGCUUGCGAAGCGGGCUCCGGCUCGGCGCGCGGGGACUGUGCGCGAGGCUGGCGACGCCGCCUCCCCGGGCCUCGGACCAGCCUACCCUCUCUCGAUUGCAGGCAGCAGAAAUCGGGAGCCGAGCUGGCACAAAGGCCCAGGCCCAGGGGCCACAGCAGCAGCGGGGCACGGAGGGUCCCAGCUACGCCAAGAAAGUUGCCCUCUGGCUUGCUGGGCUGCUCGGUGCCGGUGGAACCGUGAGCGUCGUCUAUAUCUUUGGAAACAACUCUGUGGAUGAAACUGGUGCCAAGAUUCCCGAUGAAUUCGACAAUGAUCCAAUCCUGGUACAGCAGUUGCGCCGGACAUACAAAUAUUUCAAAGAUUAUAGACAGAUGAUCAUCGAGCCCACCAGCCCCUGCCUUCUCCCAGACCCGCUGCGGGAGCCCUACUACCAGCCGCCCUACACCCUGGUCUUGGAGCUCACUGGCGUCCUCCUGCACCCUGAGUGGUCGCUGGCCACGGGCUGGAGGUUUAAGAAGCGUCCGGGCAUUGAGACCUUAUUCCAGCAGCUGGCCCCUUUGUAUGAAAUCGUCAUCUUCACGUCGGAGACUGGCAUGACUGCGUUUCCACUCAUCGACAGCGUGGACCCCCACGGCUUCAUCUCCUACCGCCUGUUCCGGGACGCCACAAGAUACAUGGAUGGGCACCAUGUUAAGGACAUUUCCUGUCUGAAUCGGGACCCGGCCCGUGUGGUAGUCGUGGACUGCAAGAAGGAAGCCUUCCGCCUGCAGCCCUACAAUGGUGUCGCCCUGCGGCCCUGGGACGGGAACUCCGAUGACCGUGUCUUGUUGGACCUGUCUGCCUUCCUCAAGACCAUUGCCCUGAACAGCGUGGAGGAUGUGCGGACGGUGCUGGAGCACUACGCGCUGGAGGACGACCCGCUGGAGGCUUUCAAACAGCGGCAAAGCCGGCUGGAACAGGAGGAGCAGCAGCGCCUGGCUGAGCUCUCCAAAUCCAGCAAGCAGAACCUCUUCUUCGGCUCUCUCACCAGCCGCCUGUGGCCUCGAUCCAAACAGCCCUGAGCUCUGGGCCUCCUCAAACUCAAUACUGGGGCCCAGGCCCCAGUGCUCCCAGACCACGGCUUGGGCGGCCACGUGUCCAAUAAAGUCCAUCCCCGACGCCACA